Heterobasidion irregulare TC 32-1 is the source of this 2017-nucleotide messenger RNA. RefSeq lists its product as uncharacterized. Lineage: Eukaryota; Fungi; Basidiomycota; Agaricomycetes; Russulales; Bondarzewiaceae. The transcript has 2 exons. The record is from RefSeq and is a predicted model, not a curated record. The coding region runs from base 188 to 2017 and encodes 609 amino acids.
CUCUUCACCUGGUCAUUUCUGGAGUGAGGUCCUUUUUUUCUCGAAAGAGAACCCGUCUGACAGGACUUCAGGACUUCGGGUGGAGUUGGGAUUGUGUUGGUUAUUCUCAUUGUUCAAAAGCCUUGUGGGCCGUCUUGGAAUAUAGAUAUUCAGAAGGUCGAACGACAGUGCGCCCUCAGUUGGAGAAAUGUCAAUCUACACGCCUAUCUUUCCACCAGUUCCCGUUUCUGUCCCUUUUUCUUCACCACCGUCUUCGUCGAACGCGACCUCUUCAUCAACGCCAUCCUCAUGGAUCACCCUGCUUUCCCAGCGGCAUAUCGCACUAGCCGCUACCCCAUUAGAAUUAUGCCCUCCCUCUUCGCCAAAGCUGGACGAGAAUCAUGUUGACGAGAUUCGCCAGAAGAUCUGCGAUGCUGUGAAGGCUUCAAAGGGCGAUGCAUCAAUGGGGAAGUGGGCACAUGUCGCAAGGUUAACCAAGCUGGGGUGUACUAGGGGACGAUGGCAAGGUGCAGGGAUGCGCCAUCUUGAGCCAAAGCCAAAGGGGGAUAGGGAAUGGUUUCUUGCAGAAACAGACGAGGAGUGGGUGGCUUGGGAGAAGAACAGAAAAGAGACUGCGACGCAAGGAGAGAAGAGAGAGAAGACCAAACAAGAUGAAAUGGAGGAGACAGUGCGUGAACAGGUUGCUAGGCCCCCGUCUCCUCAGGUUACUCUCAGCGAAGAGAUUGCCACGGAAGAGAAGAACGACGCUGGCGGUGCCCCGGCCUCACAGGCCAGCGAUGUAGGACACAUGAAGGGGGUCAAGGGCAAAGGUAAUAGCGAUGUAUCAGAGCGCCCGACCCCUCUCGGGUUUCCGGUCGUGAAGCGCGCCGCUACACUCUCAAAGAAGGGUUCCGGAAAGCAGACUACAUCCCCGUACUUCAAUAAUUCUCGAAACGUAAACAUUCCGGGGCCGUCAGAAGCUCAAGUCGACCCUGCUCCCAAAAUCUCUCAGUUGCCAAGUCCUGCUCCGAAGGACACGCCUUCGCUACCGGUCAGCGACAUUGGCCCCACUCCCAUACCUGGACCCGGCUCGGGGCCGCGGCCUGUAGUAAGAGCUCAGCGGAUUGAUGAUGUCUCCGAGAUUUUCUUUCCCCCGUCGUUCCCGUCUCAUCUUCCUACAUCAACACCGCUGGCCCCCAUCCCUUGCGCACAACCGAAGACCAAACCUCCUCCCAUCCCCAUCGUUGAACCGCUUUUUCUUUCUUCGCCUCUGUCGCAACCCGACUAUGCGACCAUCGCAAUCUCAUCAUCGCCGUCCUCCCCGGUUUCUCGCAAACGUCCACACUCAUCCAGUCCCACGCCAGUCUCUGCACGGGCGUUGCAUUCCAUCAAGAAACAGCGCUCAGUGAGUAAAACACCGCCAACAAGCCCCCCACCGCCCAUCGCGCCAGAGGAGUCUGGUAAUGGUCUAGGCAAUGCUAAAGGCCUACCACUGCCUACAACCCCUGAUAAACAGGCACUGCCAACGCUUUCGCAGCUUCUCGCAUCGUCUCGACGGUCCAGACCACGGCCACGACCACCAUCACGCAAGGGGUCAUCGGUUUACGGACAUGACGAGACUGACGAUUCGAAGCGCAAGGGCAAGAGCAAAGAUCUCGGCCGACCGCUAACGCCACCCUCUGGCACUAGAACUUACUUUUCCUCGCCGGCCUCGGGCUCUUCGUCGGAGGGUUCACCACAGCUCCGUCCAACGUCCCCUCCAUCUCCCCUCUUCCCCGAUUAUACGGUACAUCCGUCGGGAUUUGCUCCCGACCUCAUCUCAACUCAGCCAGGUGCGGCCGGUACGCUUGAACGCAAGAAUAGUAGUGGGUAUCUCGGGAUGGGGUAUAAUUCGCAGUUCGACGUGGAGGGAAAUAUCGAUAGGGUCUCCGAGCUUCUGGAAAGAGACGUAGACUUUGGAGCGUGGUUGAGGGAUAUACCGCCGUUGGAUGAACAGGACAACAUCGCUCACCCGGAUAAUGCGGAUGUCGAACAAUAA